This is a messenger RNA of Homalodisca vitripennis (glassy-winged sharpshooter), 4547 nucleotides long. Its product is annotated as rho guanine nucleotide exchange factor 11-like. Gene Ontology annotation, molecular function: guanyl-nucleotide exchange factor activity; G protein-coupled receptor binding. Gene Ontology annotation, cellular component: cytoplasm. The transcript is spliced from 34 exons. The record is from RefSeq and is a predicted model, not a curated record. The coding region runs from base 208 to 4356 and encodes 1382 amino acids. Gene Ontology annotation, biological process: G protein-coupled receptor signaling pathway. NCBI's taxonomy places the organism in Eukaryota, Metazoa, Arthropoda, Insecta, Hemiptera, Cicadellidae.
CUGAUGUGUUUCUGUUGUGUUGUUGGUGUUCGACAUUAUAUGGAUUCGUCAUUUUAACCUGUGAAGUGCUGUACUCAGAAUAAGUGAUCGGAUCCCUUCAAACCCAUAGGUCGGCCCCCCAAGUGGUACUGACGGUCCAGCAACGGGCCGCCCCUUCACCUCCAGACACACCCCCGGUCGCCGUCAACCUCUCUGGCCUCCCCAAACAUGGCACGGUCGCCCAUGUUACACCACCCCACCACCCCCUGCCGGGACCGCAUCACCGGCCCUCAGCCUGUCGACGGCGAGAAGAAGCGGCAAGUGGAGUUCGAGAGAGUUCACACGCUACAGCUGAUGUUGGAGAAGGAGCAGAGGUUCGUAGAGUGUCUGCGGAGCGAAUUGGCCAAAAGCAACGACGUCAAGAAACAAGAGCAGCUCGUAGGAGCUGAGCGAAGAGUGCAGACCCUGCAGCAGCAGCUGCUAAAUCUGUCCUCGCACUACGAGCAAGAGCCUCUGCCUACUCGACAUGUGGACCCCGACACUCCCCCACCUUUACCUAGUCGUAACCCGCCUCAACCCUCACCGUCUCCUCAGACCCCACCACCACUCCCACCCCGCCAGUAUCUCCUCGCUCACUCAGAGUCUGUCCCGGUGCCCGCCAACACUAACUCACCCAGCCCCAGUGGUCAUCAUCGCACCAAAUCUAACCCAGACACUAUGUCGGCUCACAAUCUAUCACUAGCUGAGGGAUUGGAUGUGGAUUUCAACUCCAAACCAGUUGAGAAUGAGAGUCCAUCAAAGCGGCUGAUUGCAUCAGAAUCGAUGUCUGAGUUGCGGAAAGCUAGAGGUGGAGUGGCGUGGGAUGUGGACUCACCCCGUGUGACACCCCCCGGCACUCCUCCUCCUCCAUAUGGAGGUGGUACCACUUCGGCGGUCGAAGAUUUGGUGGACCAGCCACUCGAUGAGAAUGAUACUACACGCGGCGAGCCACCUCCAGGAGAGAUACCCCCUAACCCUGGACUCCCAGGAAGUCCUCAGCCUCCGAUAAUCUCAAUGGAGGAUGAUGAAAUGUCUGAUCAGGAAAUGAGCCAGCAAGAAGACCAUGGGCCCUUCAAGAGCCUGUCUCGCUUGUGGAACCACCACGCCCACCUCGCUGUCUUCAUGAACUACGUCAUCUCCAACAGUGAACCCUCCAGUCUGUUGUUUUACUUGGUAACAGACCUCUACAAGGUAGGGAAUGCGAAGGAAAUGAAGAAGUGGGCUUAUGAAAUACAUUCAAGCUUCCUCGUACCUGGUGCACCUCUACGUCUUACCAAUGUAGAUGAAAACAUUGCCAGGGAAGUUGACGAUGUCUUGCUUAAUGAGUCCGGCAAAGAAGAGAUUCUUAGGAAGGUAUUCUGGAAAGCGAGGGUACGAGCGAAGGAGGACCUGACAGAACAACUAGCAGACUUCCAGCAGAAGCGUACAGCAGGCCUGGGCACGUUGUUCGGGCCCCCAGACACUGUCCUGGAUGAGAGUAUUCAUGACAAAGGCAAGGAGAUCAAAAUUGUGGAGAGCAUCUUAUUGCCCAAGCUGGAGCCUUUUAUGGAGGAGCUGGAGAAGGAUGUGGUGGAUGAUCGCAAAUUCACUACAGGAGCAGCUCUAGGUACUGUCAUGGGCAAGGUGUUUGGGGUCCGAAGUCAAGCCUUCACCACAAUGCUAGACCGUUGUCCCACAUAUGUCUCCAAAGACAAAAGUCUCAAGGCUAAGCUCCUUACCGGCAAAACACGAAAGGUAACUGCGCGAGGCCACCACUUCUUAGCACAUCAGUAUUACACCGUGACGUACUGCAACCACUGCCAGCUGAUUAUCUGGGGCAUCGGUCCUCAGGGUUACCAGUGCUCUGAUUGUGGGUUGAACAUACACCGAUCAUGUGUGAGAAGCCUAGAUGAGAACUGCCCUGGCCCUAUGGUUAAGAAAGAUAAAGGCAAUGAUCGUAUCAGCAAGUUGAUGGAGAGAAUAAUGCCAGAGAACACCCGACGGAAGCCAAGCUCCCUCAACCUGGCCCACGCUGAGCGAGUUCGAAGACAACAAGAGGAGGCAGAGUUCACCGAUCCUGAAUCUGGGGUGACGAAGUGUAGCAAGGUGCCGCUGAGCGCCGCCUGUUUCCCCCCCAAACACGGGUUUAGGAUACCCUCCACCCCCACGUACCGUGUGCUGGAGGAGGCUGUAAGUCUGUCCGAUGAUGAGUCUUUAACAUCACUCGGUGACCGGCCCGUGAGCGGGGCCCGAGGGCAGGAUCGCCGCCCAGACCCGGUCAGCGAAGAGAGGGGAGGUUCAGCGGCCGGCGCCGCCCCCCACGACCCCGAAGACGACAGUACGCAGCAGGACCAGAGCCAGCAUGCGGCCAAGUCGAAGCCGUCCGCCACCUCCAUUAACCGGUCCGAGAGCUACAAGGAACGCAUCCACCAGAAGAAGAGACAACUUCGAGAACGGCGGAAAACAAGCGACCCAAAUCUCUCAAAAACUAACAAGGACCACAGGGAAGGAUGCAGGGGCAACAGCGCUGGCCGAGUACAAUAUGCGACCCUCGGAGAAAUUGACGUGGACUUGGAGGCACAGGCUCUCUCAUACAACUCCGGCAGUUCCUCCAACUCUAGCCUAUCCACAAGGAGCUUGGACUCACCAAGCAACUCGCUGGAAGCGGUGAGUGGACGGGGGGUUGGCGGAGGCGGAGAGGCUGUUACACCCCACAACGGCGGUGGGGCGGGCUGGGACAGUGACACGGAGGCGGAAGCUGAUCCCCCUGACUGGAAGAACACUGUCCCUGAGGAUAUUCUCAAGACCCUGUCGGCCCACGAAAUUAAGAGACAGGAAGUAAUCAACGAAUUAUUCCAGACAGAAAAGUCACACGUGAGAGGAUUGAAGGUCCUGGAUAGAGUGUUCUACAGGCCCAUGAAGGAGCAGCAGGUCCUGCCCCAGGAUCAGAUCUCGCUGUUGUUUGCCAACUUGGAGGAGAUGCUGGACAUCCACUCCCAGUUCAACAACAGUAUGAAGGCCAAACGGAAGGAGGGUGCUGUGGUCGGUGAAGUAGGAGACCUACUGUAUAGUAUGUUUGAAGGCUGUGAGGGUGAACACUUCCAGCAAGCUGCGGCAACUUUCUGUGCUCGGCAGCACAUUGCACUGGAAACUCUCAAAGAGAAGCGGCGGAAAGACCCCAAACUGAACAGUUUCCUGACGGACGCUGAGGGCAACCCUGUUUGCAGGAGGCUGCAACUCAAGGACAUCAUUCCUAGUGGCAUGUUGAGGUUAACCAAGUACCCUCUGCUACUGAAAAACCUGGACAAGUACACAGUCUGCGGCACUGAGGAGGCAAUGAGGAUACAGCGAGCAGAGGAGCGCAGCAGGGAGAUACUCAACUAUGUCAACAUGGCAGUGAAGGAGGCCGAGGACCAACAUCGACUGGCAGAUAUACAACGGCGGCUAGACAAAGCACCCUUUGACAAGGCGGACCAUCCUCUAGCCUCUGAGUUCAAGAACCUAGACCUAACGAGACAUCGACUGAUUUACGAAGGGCCUCUCAACUGGAGGAUAGCCAACCGGCCAAAGCUUAUCGACCUCCACGUCCUGCUAUUGGAAGAUGUUAUCAUCCUUUUGCAGAAACAGGACGACAAAUAUGUCCUCAAAUUCUACAGUUCAACAUUCAGUCCGGUCAUCAAGGUGUCGACGGUCAUAGUCAGGCCCAACGCUGUCGAUAAGAAGGCACUGUUUCUCGUGAACACAGCACAGAAUGGAGCACAGAUCUACGACCUUGUCGCAACGUCAUCGUCAGAAAAGAGGAUAUGGUUCAAACACAUAUCUGAUGCUGCUGAGGCGUACAAGACCAGGGAUGGAAAACACAGGCGACAGGACACAGCGGCACAUGAAGACACCCUUUCCCAUGACAAAACCAAAGAUUUGGAGGACUCGGCCACCAGCGGCAGUGACCUGUUAUCUCCGCCCAGAGCCAACGGAGCUGAGGACUCACCCACCACUCCCACCCCUCUACUGUCAGGGGAGAGCACACCCCACGCCUCCCCCUCCUCCACCACCCCCCUGCCUGACACUCCAGAGCCCAUCGUUAGGAAGAUGGGUGAGGGGCUGAGUCCCAGUCCAGUUCGCCGGGUUGCCGAGCCACUGCGUCAGACCACAGCCGAAAAUUCUCUCAUUGAGCCCACAGAAGUGCUUGUCUGCCAGAGCCCUGUUCUCACCGCCGAGCCAGUUCUCACACCUCUAGAGAAACUGAGGCGAACAGACGAGGUAAUCCGGGAAGCGCUGGAGGAAAAGAAGCGGUUGGUAGCAGAUAUCCUGCGUGUGCCACGUGAUGACUACGACAAACAUCGCAGAGUUGGCAGCUGAGCCUAGUGGGGACAAGGAAGCUGCUGAGAUCUUGCUAGCUGCCGUCACGCAAGCCAACAAGUUGUGGUCUGUGGUGAACGAAGCUUUAAGAGUGACUGAAGAGGAGGCAGUGAGUGCCAGUGCCAGUGCCGGGCCGGACGGUACACGGCACCGGUUUCCUGGCGUGCCGGCACAUCAGCUGCACCACAUCU